CCCUGAUGUAAUGAGUCUCCACACCAGUAGAUGUCAGUACAUGGACAAUUUUGAACACCUUCACUCCAAACCCUGCAGUGUGAGUGCUGGAUCAUCUGUCUAUGAAUGCUGUCUUGGGAGUUAAAUGCAAAAGUCUCCAGCCAGUUUCUGCUGAAGGUGUAGUACAGCCACCAGCCAGGAAAAAUGUCCGACGCCCUCGUCGUCACCUUCCAGUCCCAGCUCUCUAUCGUCAUGGAGACGAUCCUCAAGUCAGCUAUGAUCGAGAUCACCAGGCUGGUGGAGGACAGCUUCAUGGAGGAAGUAGCUCGAGGCAAGCAGGAGGUUGAACAGCUUCUGCGCAGUCUGCAGUUUUCCGAGAGCAAACUGAAAGAGAGAGAGAAAAGGAUACGAUGUACGGACUGCGGGAGAGCCACAGGCAGUGGAGAGAGAACUUCAGAGAAACCGGCUGAAAUACUCACAGGUGAAGAUGCUCUGUGCUUCAGGCUUAGCCUGAGGGAGCAGUCUGAGAAAAGGCCUCAAUUCAGUGAAGUCUGGCGGUCUACAGAGAGUCUGGGCUCAUACCGAACCACAGAAAUAAACAGUGACAAAGAGAAGAACAUAAACGCGCUUGAAAAAAGAGGGAAGCAGGAGUCUAAUACCGAAGUGCAACAUCCUCAGUGCACCAAUGCGCCAGUCACCAGGACCCACGAGGCCUGUAGCAACCCCAAAUCCAGAGAAAGUCACUGCAAGACCCCUGUCUCUGACUUCACUCUCAGUAAAGACAUGGCCCAGUCUCGAGCCAUACAAAGCGCUCCAGUGGAAGACGGGGUCGGAGAGUUGGCACCAUCUCCAACCUAUACCGCUGUGAAAUCUGAGCACCUUCCUGAUCCGGUUGAAAUUAAAGAAGAGGAAGAGAUGCUCCCAGUGUGGGAUUGCGGCGAUGACUGCGCUCCUGCAGAUUCAGACCAGAAUCUCACCGGAUCCUGGAAUCGAGAUGAAACACAGGUAGAUAACUUUCCAAAUCUAACUGCUCUCAACAUGCCAGAUCCAUCAUCACAUUUAAUGUCCUAUUCAGUGAAUUGUAACACAGAGGUAUCGCACGGCAUCAAGGCUGAGCCUAGUGAGUCAACCACCACAGAGCUGGUUCACCUCGCUUUGGCUCCCAUGCCUGAGGGAUCCAGUUCAUUUGACCAUAAUGAAAAUAGACACUUGUUUGGUCCAGAAAGUCUUUUGAAUCAUCCUGAGCUUUGUUUAGGUGAGAAACUCUUCCUCCCCUUCACCCAGACCGAUCACCUUCCUGUUCCCGCCGAAAAGCCACGCUGUGGAAAAUCAUUUGCUCAAGCAGCUCAGCUGAAGCUUCACGCUCUCACACACCAAGCGAACAAACCCCUGAAGUGUCUCCAGUGUGCCAAAACUUUCGCCCAUGAUUUCGAGCUGAAGGACCACCAGAAGCAGCACUCCAAAGAAAGACCUCACAUCUGCCCAGACUGUGGCAAAGCCUUCACUCGCUUCAGCAAUUUCAAGCAACAUCAGAACAUCCACACGCGCGAGAAACUCUUCAACUGCACCCACUGCGGCAUGAGGUUCAAAAGAUCCACUCACUUGAGAAUCCACCUCAGGAGACACAGCCGCGUGGGGAAGAGUUGUCCUUGUCGUCAGUGCGGGAAGACGUUCGUGUGCCUCAAGCAGCUGAAGGGCCAUCUGCUUAAAGUGCAUGGAACGGAAAUGAACUGAAUCGCACCUUCCAGGCCACAGAUCUCAGUAUGCAUGACCUGAACAGUCCCUACAGUCUUUUUUUUUCUCUGAGCUUACAAACGCUUCACGUCUCAGAGCGAGCAAUAAUAAAAAAGAAAAAAGAAUAGGUACAGAAUUCUGAUGUAAUAAAAAAAAAAACUAAGAUGAUGCUUUAGGAAUUCCUUUCUGAAUAAAUAAAAAUAGUUUCCUGAUUAGAAAUUAAAAGCACUGAUUAUAAACACAUCAAAAGCCUGGUGUAAUUUC
Molecule: messenger RNA, 1977 nt
Organism: Silurus meridionalis
Lineage: Eukaryota; Metazoa; Chordata; Actinopteri; Siluriformes; Siluridae
Product: zinc finger protein 429
Exons: 3
Coding region: 184-1713 (509 amino acids)
Biological process (GO): regulation of transcription by RNA polymerase II
Cellular component (GO): nucleus
Molecular function (GO): DNA-binding transcription factor activity, RNA polymerase II-specific; RNA polymerase II cis-regulatory region sequence-specific DNA binding
Source: RefSeq, a predicted model, not a curated record